GGUAGUCACGUGUAGAAUUUUUUUGGUGAAAAGACAUACUUCGCGCGAUCUGACUUAAUUUUUAGUUAAACAAGUAACAAUGUAUAAUUACGUGGUCACUGCUCAUAAGCCCAGUACUGUUGUCUCCUCUGUGAGGGCAAGUUUCUCUGCACCCGAUGAAACAAACUUGAUUUUAAAUAAGACGACACGUUUAGAAUUCUACACACUCGUACCGAACGGUCUAAAAUUAUUCAUGGACUUGCCUGUGUAUGCCAGAAUUUCCGCAAUGGAAGUAUACAGACCGCGAGGAUGCACAACGGAUCUUCUUUUUGUUGCAACAGCUCGAUAUCAAUAUUUUGUUCUAUCAUAUGAUGUUGAAAAUCAGAAAUUGAUUUCCGAAGCAACGGGAAAUUUUAAAUAUCGAGUUGGAAGACCCGCAGAAUUGGGAGUACUUUCUGUAAUGGAUCCUAGUUGUAGAAUGAUUGGAUUGUACGCGUAUCAAGGAUUGUUAACAGUGAUGCCAAUGGUGACAAAUUCUGGGAAGCAAAAACAACAAUUGAAUAAAAGUUCUCAGCAACUCCGAAGGGAUUCAAGAAUUAGUCAACCUGUUGGAACCAUUCAAAAGCCAUUUAAUUUAAGAUUAAAGGAAUUAUUGAUCCGAUCAAUGGUUUUAUUAUAUAACACGGAAUUACCUACAAUUGCUAUUUUAUACGAAGAUUCAAAAAAUCAAUGUCACAUCAAAACUUACAGAAUAAAUCUUAAAGAAAAAGAAUGUAUAGAUAAUCCUUGGAAAUUAACUAAUAUUGAUGAUACUUCUAAUUUAUUAGUUGCCGUUCCCAAAGGUGGAUUUUUAAUUGUACAAUCAAAAACCAUUAUAUAUUACGAUGGUAAUUUUAGACCUAGACAAAUUGAUUUGGAAUUUCCAACUGCGGCAAGAGGAAUUGCGGCUGUUGACGAUGACGGAUCAAGAUAUUUGAUUGGUGAUGUAUUUGGACAACUUAUUUUAAUUGUGUUACCCGAUACAGGAGACUUAUACACCCAUUUUCUUGGAAAGAUUUCGGUACCAUCAAGCCUUCUUUAUCUUGAUCAUAGUUAUGUUUUUGUUGGGUCACAUUUUGGCGAUUCACAACUAAUAAGAUUACGUCAAGAUAAGAAUGAACAAGGCUUUUUACUAGACAUACUUGAAAAAUUUAUCAACUUGUCACCGAUACAAGAUUUUUGUGUAGUAAAUUUGGAACGGCAGGGACAAGGCCAAGUUAUUACUUGUUCGGGCGGUUCAAGAGAUGGGUCAUUACGAAUUAUUCGUAAUGGUGUUGGCAUUACGGUUCAGGCAACACUUGAUAUGUCUGGAAUAAAUGGUAUUUGGUCUUUACGCCCACGCUUUGAUGCUGAUUAUGAUGAUAUGUUGGUUAUCUCCUUUAUCGGGGCAACACGCAUUUUAAAAUUAUCGCAAGGUGAAGAAUUAGAAGAAAUAGAUCAGUACUGUGGCUUUGAUAUGACCCGCUCCACCAUAUCAACUGCCAACAUAAUUGGAAAUUUACUUGCGCAAGUCACUGAGACUAGCGUAAGAUUGAUAGAUUUAAAUAAUCAAAGAGUCACUUCAGAAUGGAAUCCUCCAGCUCUAAGUAAGAUUACUGUGGCUGAUAUAAAUCCUACUCAAGUAGUAGUAGCACUUGGUGGUGGAAACUUGGUAUAUUUCGAGAUAAAAGGUUUAGAUCUAGUGGAAAUAAAAUCAACGACAUUAGAAUACGAAAUUUCAUGUGUUAAUAUUAGUCCAUUAGAUAUUAAUAAACCUAUAAAUUCUACGGUAGUUGCUGUAGGUCUUUGGACCAUAAUCGGCGUGCAGAUAUUGAGGUUGCCUACUUUAGAAAUAAUAGCAAAUCAACCUCUUGAAGGCACAGCAAUUACUCGUUCUGUAUUAUUAACAACUUUUGAGUAUAAUCAUUACCUAAUAGCUGCAUUGGGUGAUGGACAAUUGUUUCAUUUUAUCUUCACUCCGGAAACAGGUCGAUUAUCAGAGAAGAAACAACUUUCUCUUGGUACACAACCUAUAAUGUUAACCUCGUUCACAUCCAAUGGAAUGAAUCACGUUUUUGCUGCUUCAGACAGACCAACAGUAAUAUAUAGUAGCAACAAAAAAUUGCUUUAUUCCAAUGUUAAUACAAAAGACGUGACAUAUAUGUGUCCUUUCCGACCUACACCUAUGGCAACAUCAUUGGUCAUCACACAUGAGGAAGGAUUAACUAUUGGCAGUAUUGAUGAAAUACAAAAGCUUCAUAUUAGGACAAUACCUCUUAACGAAAUGCCACGUCGUAUAUUUCAUCAAGAAUACAGUAAUACCAUUGGAAUUUUAACAACAAGACCAGUACCCGACCCUGAAACUGGUAUACAAGAACAUUUAUCAUUUUUCAAGAUUUUAGAUGAUCAAUCAUUUGAAUUUUAUGAUUGGUCUGAAAUGUUACCACAUGAAUGGGUUCACUGUCUUACUUCUGUAAAAUUCGAUCAAGAAAAGGAAGCAGCACCAGAAUAUUAUAUUGUUGGAACUUCAUUCGUUUUUCCAAACGAACCUGAAUCUGAAAGGGGUAGAAUUCUGGUAUUCCACGUAGACAAAGAAGCUGAACAUGCACAUAAAUUAAGAUUAGUUCACCAAAAAGAAGUGAGAGGUGCGGUUUUUACAUGUGCACCGUUUAAUGGUAAAUUAUUAGCGGGCAUAAAUUCAAAGGUGAUUGUUUUAGAAUGGAAUUCUCAAGAAGGAGAAGAACAAUUGACAGAAGUUUGUUCUUAUAGAGAACUUACUAUGGCAUUACACGUUGUCUCACGAGGUCACUUUGUAAUAGUUGGUGAUUUAAUGCGAUCUGUUACUUUGUUAGCAUAUAAAGAAACGGAAAAAGGAGAGAAAAUGUUGGAAUUAAUAUCUAAAGAUUAUAAUCAAAAUUGGUUAUUGGCAAUCGAAGCUCUUGAUGAUGAAGAGUUCAUAGCUUCUGAUGCAGAUCACAACCUUUUUACCCUUAGAAAGAAUUCUGAUUCAACGGAUGAAGAGGAAAGGAAAAAAUUGGAAGAAGUGGGCGCAUUUCAUUUGGGUGAUCAAAUAAAUCGAAUACGACAUGGAUCCUUGGCUAUGAAUAAUCCAGAUAUUGAACCUAUUGCCUCAAGAACUUUGUUAUUUUGUACAGUUUCCGGUGCAAUCGGUGUUAUUGCAACCAUAUCAGAAGAAAGGUUUAACUUUUUACAAAAGUUGGAACAUUGUAUAGACAAAACUAUCGGUCCUAUUGGUGGAUUAACUCAUUCAGAUUGGCGAGUUUUUCAGAACGAAUAUCGAUCACGUGAAGUACGAGAUUUUAUUGAUGGUGAUUUGAUAGAAUCUUUUCUAGAUUUACCCCGUAAAGACAUGGCAGAAAUUGCUGGUACAUUAGGCAAGAAAGUGGAUGAUUUAUUGAAAAUAGUAGAAGAAUAUACGAGGAUACAUUAAUGUCAUUAAUGUCAUUGAUAUCAUUGAUGUCUGAUGUCAUUGAUGUAUUGUUGAUAAAAUUGAUAAAAAAAGUUUAAGUUAAAAAACUCAUUCUGCCAAUUCAAAAGAAGAUAUAUCAUAUUUGUAUUCAUAUAUCGGGUAUCAUGAUUGUUAAUAUAUGUAUGUACAUUCAAUUUUUGAACAAUAAAGUAUUAUUAUAAACAUUAUAAAGCAUCAUAAAGCAU
Rhizophagus irregularis DAOM 181602=DAOM 197198 is the source of this 3672-nucleotide messenger RNA. RefSeq lists its product as uncharacterized. The record is from RefSeq and is a predicted model, not a curated record. NCBI's taxonomy places the organism in Eukaryota, Fungi, Glomeromycota, Glomeromycetes, Glomerales, Glomeraceae. Gene Ontology annotation, cellular component: nucleus. Gene Ontology annotation, molecular function: nucleic acid binding; protein binding.